CUUCAUUUAGUCUAAGUAGUUUCUAAAUUCGAAACUUGAGUUUUGAAACUCGAGAUUCAAAAUCCAAACUCCAAACCCCAAAAACAUGGCCGAAGUCGAAGGUGAACCCGGAAGCUCCAUGCAUGGGGUGACAGGCAGAGAGCAAACCUUUGCGUUCUCAGUAGCUUCCCCCAUCGUCCCAACAGACCCAACAGCCAAAUUUGACCUACCAGUUGAUUCAGAGCACAAGGCCAAAGUUUUCAAAAUCUUCUCUUUGGCCAACCCUCACAUGAGAACCUUCCACUUGUCUUGGAUCUCCUUCUUCACUUGCUUUGUCUCAACUUUUGCAGCGGCCCCACUUGUCCCUAUAAUCCGAGACAACCUCAACCUCACAAAGCAAGACAUUGGAAAUGCUGGGGUUGCCUCUGUCUCAGGCAGCAUAUUCUCAAGACUUGUAAUGGGUGCAGUGUGCGAUUUGCUAGGGCCACGAUAUGGGUGUGCCUUUCUCAUGAUGCUCUGCGCACCCACUGUGUUUUGCAUGUCAUUUGUAUCUGAUGCUGGGGGCUACUUGGCAGUGAGAUUCAUGAUUGGUUUUUCGCUUGCUACAUUCGUGUCAUGCCAGUAUUGGAUGAGUACCAUGUUUAACGGUAAGAUUAUUGGGCUGGUUAAUGGGACAGCUGCUGGGUGGGGAAACAUGGGUGGUGGGGCCACCCAGCUCUUGAUGCCAUUGGUGUUUGAUAUCAUUGGAAGAGUUGGUGCAACUCCUUUCACUGCUUGGAGAAUUGCCUUUUUCAUCCCUGGCUGGCUUCAUGUCAUUACGGGAAUAAUGGUCUUGACCCUUGGCCAAGACUUGCCUGAUGGGAAUCUUGCUGCCCUGCAAAAGAAGGGUGAUGUUGCCAAAGAUCAAUUCUCCAAGGUAUUGUGGCAUGCUAUAACAAACUACAGGACAUGGAUCUUUGUCCUUCUCUAUGGCUACUCCAUGGGUGUUGAAUUGUCCAUUGAUAAUGUUAUUGCUGAAUACUUCUAUGACAGGUUCAAUCUCAAGCUUCACACAGCUGGAAUCAUUGCUGCAGCAUUUGGCAUGGCCAACAUAGUGGCCCGUCCCUUUGGAGGAUUUGCGUCUGAUCGAGCAGCCAGGUACUUUGGCAUGAGGGGCAGGCUAUGGACUCUUUGGAUCCUCCAAACACUAGGAGGAGUCUUUUGCAUCUGGCUCGGCCGAGCAAACUCACUCCCCAUUGCGGUCUUUGCCAUGAUCCUCUUCUCUGUAGGAGCCCAAGCUGCAUGCGGAGCCACCUUUGGCGUCAUCCCCUUCAUCUCCCGGCGAUCCCUCGGCAUCAUAUCGGGCCUCACUGGAGCGGGUGGGAACUUCGGGUCCGGGCUGACCCAACUAGUGUUCUUCUCAAGCUCAGCAUUCUCAACUGCGACAGGGUUGUCUCUGAUGGGGGUAAUGAUCGUGUGCUGCACACUUCCAGUGACUUUGGUGCACUUCCCUCAGUGGGGGAGCAUGUUCCUUCCGCCUUCAAAAGAUGUCGUGAAAUCAACGGAAGAGUUUUACUAUGGAGCUGAGUGGAAUGAGGAGGAGAAGCAGAAGGGGCUACACCAGCAGAGUUUGAGGUUUGCAGAGAAUAGUAGGUCUGAGCGUGGUAGGCGUGUUGCCUCAGCUCCAACCCCACCCAACACCACACCUUCCCAUGUUUAG
Molecule: messenger RNA, 1678 nt
Organism: Prunus dulcis (almond)
Lineage: Eukaryota; Viridiplantae; Streptophyta; Magnoliopsida; Rosales; Rosaceae
Product: high-affinity nitrate transporter 2.1-like
Exons: 3
Coding region: 86-1678 (530 amino acids)
Biological process (GO): nitrate transmembrane transport; cellular response to nitrate
Cellular component (GO): plant-type vacuole membrane; plasma membrane
Molecular function (GO): nitrate transmembrane transporter activity
Source: RefSeq, a predicted model, not a curated record